AUGUGGGAAUACUACAAAGACAAAACCAUCUUGCUUGCAGGUGGGAUUGAAUUCAUAGGGACUGCCUUGCUAUGUCGCAUUCUUCGAGAAGCUUCCCCGAAGCAGAUAUAUGUCCUUUGCCGGCGUGGCACGCAGGGCGCACACGAGAAAUGGAAGUCUUUAUUAUCGGAACAAUCGGCCGCAACGCUACUCGAGAGCAAGAAAAUCACGGUUAUCAACGGCGAUAUCUCAAUCCCGAAAAUGGGUCUCUGGUUUGACACGUUGGAAGAGUUGGAACAAUCAGUGAACAUCGUGAUCCACGCCACGUCAUCGAUCGAUCUUCUGGGUGAUCUGGGAGAAAUGUCUCGAUCUGUCAUCGCCCCGACCUUGGAGCUGGCAUCUCUUGCAUUAAAUUUCCAGAACUUGGAGCGCUUUGUCUAUGUGUCCACAGCGUACUGCAAUGCCCAUCUAUGGACGGAAACCGACGCGACAGAUGUCCCGGUCAAAGAGGAGAUAUACCAUCUGGAAAACGAAGUAGAACUUGGAUCUCAAGCACUCGCAGCAUGGAGCGAAAUACAAGAAACAGGAACAAGUAGUGAAUAUACCUCGCAUGACUUUCCCUGGGCCUAUGCGUAUGCACACCAUUUGACUGAGCGUCUGGUGACGGAUUUGUUUGCCAGUCACGAUGCAUUCGAGAAGCUACUGAUAAUACGACCAUCCAUGAUUGGCCCUGCGAUUGAAUACCCACAUCCCGGGUUUUCCUCGUCUUCAACACCGUUAACCGCCCUCGCAGCGUCGAUUCUUCUCUACCCCGGUCGGCACAUGCGAAUAGCAGGAAGGGCCAAGAACCCAUGGACGGAGACUACGCUGGACGAGGUCCCAGUCGAUGUGGUGGUCGAUCGCCUUCUGAUGCACCUGGUCUAUGGCACCACAGGGUGUGUCCAUGCCGUCAGCGGAGAACGGGGGCGUCUUCCGUUCAAAACAUGGUGGGCAAGUUUAAUGGCUGUGCGUCGGCUCCCAUGGAAGCUGAAGCCAGUAUGGAUACCUCUAGACUGGCACUCGUCUGGACCUCACCCCGCUGCCGGGAUAUUUAAAGUCCUCGGAACAUCAUUCGAGUUUGCAGAAAACCAGACACUCGACCUGCUCGAGAGGAUCGGCGAGAAGGAGAGCCUUGGGUUAAGGUUAUUUACACCGGAUUUCGAGAGCUAUGAUUUCCAGGGCAGACGGGAUGGUAUUCGCCAAAUUGCAAUAGCAAGGGCUAAGAAGAUGAAGUGGCCUCGAUCUUUGAUAAAGCUACUGAUUCCUGGGAAAAAGGUGGAGCAUAUUUCCUCGGUACAGCAAAGCUCCAACAUAGACCAGCAGGAAUCAAGAAUGGACGAAAUUGCAGCAGCACCUAUGAUGUCCAAAGAAGCCCUCGACCAACACUCGGGUAUGAUACACUCCGGAUCAGCUCAAGGCCCUCAAGAUGACGGUGCUCCUCACGACUCGGACGACGAGCUCAUGGUCUACGAGACUCCCCGAGACUACGCGACUUGGGCGCGUCAGGAGCGCGACCGCCUCAUCACCGAGGGCGCCGAUCCUGAUUCCGUCAUCUUACAAAGCGAACUACGCCAUCAUAUCCGACGACGAGAAGGCGAGUCCAUAGACGACUUCACACAGCGUUACGCCGAGACUAUGAUGGCCAUGAUUGGUCGGGGCGUUUCGAUUCUCAAUGAUCAGUGUACCGCUGAUGUGGUGGCAUCCGGAUUCACAACCGCAGAUGGAAGGUUUUUCGAUUUGGGCCCGGGCUCGGGCGCGACCAAGGGGGAGUUUCGAGAAUUUAAUCGGUGGUUCUCGGAGACGUCGGAAGCUGGACAGACGCAAGAGGUGCCAGAGAAGUGGUUGAAGUUUGAGAAGUAG
Messenger RNA from Aspergillus wentii DTO 134E9, 1878 nucleotides. RefSeq lists its product as uncharacterized. Gene Ontology annotation, molecular function: alcohol-forming very long-chain fatty acyl-CoA reductase (NADP+) activity. The transcript is spliced from 4 exons. NCBI's taxonomy places the organism in Eukaryota, Fungi, Ascomycota, Eurotiomycetes, Eurotiales, Aspergillaceae. Gene Ontology annotation, cellular component: peroxisome. The coding region runs from base 1 to 1878 and encodes 625 amino acids. Gene Ontology annotation, biological process: long-chain fatty-acyl-CoA metabolic process. The record is from RefSeq and is a predicted model, not a curated record.